Molecule: messenger RNA, 1266 nt
Organism: Megachile rotundata (alfalfa leafcutting bee)
Lineage: Eukaryota; Metazoa; Arthropoda; Insecta; Hymenoptera; Megachilidae
Biological process (GO): sensory perception of smell; detection of chemical stimulus involved in sensory perception of smell
Cellular component (GO): plasma membrane
Molecular function (GO): odorant binding; olfactory receptor activity
Source: RefSeq, a predicted model, not a curated record
AUGUCACAAGCACUGUAUUAUUUUACUCCAUCAGUAAAUUCUGAACCGUUCAAUACGAACUCAUCGAAGAGCAAAGGAACCCACAAGAAAGCCUCUGAAUUACCUUACUUCAAAGUAUUCAAAAAAUAUCUGAUACCUCUUGGACAGUAUCCAUAUCAGACGGAGCGAUCUCACAAAAUUAACGUGACCAUAAUAGUUUUCAGUACAACAAGCCUCCUAAUUCCGUCCAUGUUGCAGUUCUUCUUGUCAAUGCGUGAACGAGACAUGGACACCAUGAUGGAAUGCGUACCGAUAAUCGUCACCUUGCUGGUUAUCAUGAUAAAAAUAUUAAACCACAAUAUCAACAGGCAGAAGUUUCUGAAUAUAUUUAAUCGUAUGGCUGAGCUGUGGGAGAUCUCUGAGAUCAAUGGCGAACUGCACGUCUUGAGUGAAAUCACGGAAGAAGGAAGUAGAAUGGGUAGUUUAUACAGAAAGAGUUUGUGGGGAUUUCUAGUGUUGUUUGUGUCUAUUCCUUUGUCCUCUCCUGCUCUGGAUUUCAUUGCACCGUUAAAUGAAACUCGAACGAAACUGCCACUGUUUAAACUGAAUUACAUCGUGGACAUGAGAGAUCACUUUUACAUCGUGUACUUGCAUUCAGCUUGGUGUUCGCUGAUUAUCGUGCUGAUUGUAACCACUAUGGAUUCGUUGUACAUGGUUAUUAUACACUAUGCUUGCGGAUUGUUUGCUCUGUGCGGGUAUCAGGUUAAGAAAGCUACAGAGAUGGUGGGUCCAAAAGCAAUCCCCACGAUUAAUACUAAAGCUCAGUUCAAUCGCUGCGUGAUCACGCUUUAUGAAGCUAUCAGGUUUUAUGAGUACAUGGACGAAAGUACUCGUACCAGUUACCUCUUUCAAGUUGGUUUAAACAUGAUUGGAAUUACUGUAACAGCCGUUCAAGCUGUUAUGUACAUCGAUAGACCAGAGGAAGCUUUCAGAAUCGUUAUGUUUUUGUUGGGACAACAAUUCCAUCUGUACGCUCUGAGUUUACCUGGCCAGGUGCUGAUAGAUCGCGGUUUAGAGUUGAUUAACGAUAUAUACUUCUCGAAAUGGUACCAGAUACCAGUGAAACUUGAAAAGGUACUUCACAUAAUGCAAAUUAGAUGUAGUAGGCCAUGCACGCUGUCAGCAGGCGGAUUGUACGAAAUGAACAUGACAAAUUUCGGAUCAGUAUGUAUUACUAUAUUACCUUGGCAAUAUGAUUAUUAUACCACAACAGUAAAUAUUGAAUAA